AGGCGGAAUAAUUUGAGGUAGGGAAACAUACACAAAGCAGCGGACUAUCAAGGCAUCACAAAAAUGACAUCGGCAACAGCAACAGCGGUGGCUCCGUUGAAGCAAAUCAAACAUGACAGCACUGUUGACAUCCAGAUACCGGUACAGCGAAAGGACGUGAAGGAGGUGGUCGCACAGUGGCGCGUACCCAUCCGCGGCAAAUUAUAUCAGAUUGAGUUUGAGCACGGAACAACAAGUGGAAAACGUGUAAUUUGGGUCGAUGGCAAGGAAAUUUUACGACGAGAUUGGAUGUUCAAGUUAGUGGGCGAGGACAUUUUCUUCUUGGAGGAAGGCAAACGUUGCAUAAUUCGCGUGGAUCCGUUGCCGGGAUUUAAGUACAAUUAUUUGCUCUUUGUCGAUGGCAAGUCCUACGAGCAAUACACGGAAUCGCUCUCGAAGGCGCUAAAAACGUGGGAAAUAACGCUCAACGAGGUGCCAUAUCGCGUGGUUUUGGAGAAAGAUACGUUGAAUGUCUACUUGAACGGCUAUUUGAGAUCCGAAACGGCUGAGUUCAUAGAUGGAGGCACCGAGACUGAAUUUGAACAAGAUGCGCAUGUGUUCAAAUUAACCGCCACUACAAGUGGCAACAAACGCGAGGGAAUCGUACACACACUCACUGUCGAUGGAAUUCAAGUGCCUUUAAUAUCAGAUCUUAAUAUGAAUGAUAAGAAAUAAAAGACGGAAAAUGCGUAAAAGUGUUCCUCCUCGCUGUACAAUUUUUUUUUAUUAUUAUUAUUCCCCUUUUUCAUGUUUCUGUUUAUUAUGUUUGUGCGUUGUUGUCUGUCGUCCUUCGUUGACGUCGUCCUCGUCGUCGUCAGUUGUAAUAAUAAAAAGGAUACAGAUAACUUUUGUGAUAAGACCCUUAAAAAAAUAUG
Culicoides brevitarsis is the source of this 914-nucleotide messenger RNA. RefSeq names its product fas apoptotic inhibitory molecule 1. Bases 64 to 714 code for a protein of 216 amino acids. Gene Ontology annotation, biological process: canonical NF-kappaB signal transduction; positive regulation of neurogenesis; negative regulation of extrinsic apoptotic signaling pathway via death domain receptors. Lineage: Eukaryota; Metazoa; Arthropoda; Insecta; Diptera; Ceratopogonidae. The record is from RefSeq and is a predicted model, not a curated record. The transcript has 5 exons.